GUCAUCGCACGUCUCGACAAGGAAGUCAACAAGGCGGGAGGCGGGCCCGAAGUCACCCGGCUCCUCUCCACCGCGAAGACACGCGCCGAGCUUGAAAGCGGUAUGGACAAUCUCGUCGGCGACCGGAAUUUCGUGUACUUCGCAGGCAUGGCGUAUCAUAACUGGCUUAACGCCUAUCACGGCACCGCAGACACUCCGCAGACGUAUGCGUACAUCUUCGGCAACCCGCUCAUUGCGCAGACAAUGCUCAAGUACGACCUCAACGUUGCGCUACACGUUCCACUGAAGAUCGUGAUCGUGGAGAGACUUGAUGGCAGCGGGACGAGGGUGGCCUACGAUGACCCCGCUUCUGUUAUCGCUGUUCCGAAGGCGUCUGGACUAGGCUUGGACCCGGAGCUGACGAAGGCGGCGGAAGCACUGAGCCAAAAGCUUGAGACGUUGAUUCAAACUAUCACG
Molecule: messenger RNA, 456 nt
Organism: Dichomitus squalens LYAD-421 SS1
Lineage: Eukaryota; Fungi; Basidiomycota; Agaricomycetes; Polyporales; Polyporaceae
Exons: 2
Source: RefSeq, a predicted model, not a curated record